CGGCAUUCUCGGCGAUUUCGUCCGCCGCAUCAACUCCACGAAUCUGCCGAUUAUCUGUCGCGCACUUUACUCAUGUCUGCAGACCCGGCCCGGUAGAGGAUCAGAGGGACGAAGACCUAAGGGGGCGCUUGUGACUGAGAGUCAGGAGAUGUCUACAUCACCACGUCUCAGGCCGGUUGACGGCAGUGACCGAACUAUCGCUCGGACAGAUGCAACGGAGCAUCGAAGACUUGGCAACGAUAUUACUGCCGGACCCUCUAAACGUCGGCAGUCCUCACCUCACGCAUUCAAACUAUCCUCUUCGGUCCCUGAAUCUCAACAUGAAGCGUUCACUGAGCUUUUGCGCAAACGACAACCCCCAUCAUGCGAUGCGUGCCGGACGAGAAAGUUGAAGUGCUCCGGUAGACCGUCAGUGAUUGAACUCGGUUCAGGAGCCAUCGCAACGAAACCAUGUGAGAAUUGCAAAGAAUGGUCUUUGGAUUGUUCAUAUCUCUAUCAGCGGAAACGUCGAGGUAGGAAGAAUCGAGUGGUCGAGCGGCUAGUACAAGAGCAACGGAGUGGCAGCCGGAUCGGCUCAGGUGGAUCUCGUGGCAUACAGGAGGAUCACUUUUCCGAGAACGAAGGGGAGGUAGGGGAUGAGCAUGACUCACUCUACGCCCAAUCACACACAAGGGGCCAGGAUCGUUCCUCUCGAUUCAUGAACGGUCCGCAAGCAUCUCGCAGAUCCUCCUCUCCUGUCAGGAUCCCUGGAGAUCAUCACGAUCAUCCUCGACCUCCUCAACCUCAACCUCCAUUCUCUACCGUCCCUCCGCCUCCAUUCUGGACUUCACCAAAUGAGUCGACUCCGUCAAACGGACGGCCCGAUUCAGCGGUUCAGGGGGGCCAGUCUUCACAUGCGGCUCCGCCUUUCCAGGCCAAUCCCGGUGAUCCGUUCGCGGCCUAUCCUCAGCAGUAUCCCGCCAGUCAUAUAGAUCUGCCUGGACCGUCAGCAUUUGUUCAGCCCGGUGAUCUACACGCUCACGGUCCAUUGCCUGAUGCUCCCACAUACGGUCAAUCAAGCCAAGAUCGAGGCCCUUCCUAUGCUCUGGCUGAACCUAUGCCAAUUGUGUACAGUAUCGAAGCUGUCCUUCCUAGGGAAUUGGCAAUGAGCAUCAUCGACAGAUACUUUGAGCAUGUGUAUUGCAUCAUACCGGUCAUUCAUCGUCCAUCAUUCUCGGCGGACUUGACUUUACGUGAGGAAGAGCGUCGACCAAUGCUUUUGGCAACGGUCUUCGCGAUCGUGGCUUUGACAUUGCUUCAUAUCCCCCGAGCCUUUUUUCCUUCACUCUCUGGUGAAGGAGUUCGCAAGUUGUCCAGCUCGUGCCUCCGAGCCGCAAAUUCGAUAGUCAGAAAGGAGAUGAAUGUUUUGACCGUGGACUUGAUAUGUAUUAAAUAUUUCACCUUUGUCAUUCACAAUAUAAAUGGUGCGACUGGUCUCGAAGCUGCCGUUUGGGGAGAGGCCAUCAGCCUAGCUAUCAGCCUGGGAUUGCACAGGGAGGACUCAUAUCGAGGACUGAAUCCGAUCGAGACUGAGCGUAGAAGACGAGUCUGGUUUCUCAUCUUCAACGCCGAUAAGUUUGAAGCUGUCUUCCGCGCGAGACCAAUCUUGCUUCGACCGGAUGAGUUCGUUGGCCCAGAGUCGACUGACAUGCCGGCUGAACUAGAAGACAAGGCCAUCAGCGUUCACGGUUAUCUUCCGUCAUCCGCCGCUGUGCCACUGAUUGUGGGCUUCAACAUCCUUACUCGCCUUGUAACCCUCAUCGGAGACCUCCUGAUCCGCGAACGAGACGUCAGGAGGCAGCCGCCCCGCGAUCCAGAAUCAGUCCUCACUUCGUUGCGAGAAGUCCGUAAAUUACAGUCCAGGGUCAAGGCCAUAGCCGAUACCCUACCCGUACCGUUCAAGCUGGACAUCUUCAAUCCUCUGGAUCUCCCCGCACCUGGAUGGGAGGACAUUAUGCGGAAUCAACUCGAUCUUUUCUACCAAGAUCCAAUGGCGAGUGAGACCGCAAAAGACGGGUACUUGGUGAUGCGGGCGAACAUACACGUCACCUUGGCCAUGACUCGUCUGAGAAUCAUCUUGCACAGAGAUGAUCUGUUGAAUCUGGCUGGACCUAUUGGAACGCCCAGUAGAAAUGGCAAGUCCUUCGACGAACAGCUCGCCGCCGAGUUGGUCGCUGCGGACCUGGGCGAGAGCCAAGACUGGAGGCUAGGUGUAUAUCAAGAUCUGUUCAAUGCUGUUCAUGGGUUACCCAUUCAAGCUCUUGCCGCCAAUGGUCCAUCAUUGGUCAAUAAGAUCCGUGUUGUCGCUGUCACUUUGAUCGAUGCCCUACCAGCUCAAGAUUACGGUGAUAUUCAAGUUCAAGGGAUCGCCGCAUAUCUGUUGGACUUUCUCAACAUUAUGACGAGCAUUGAAAGCGAGUUCAAUGACUGAUCAACGGGUCACAGGAGUCGUGAAAGGGACGCAGGCUAGAUUCAAUCGGCAGGGGAAUUGUGGCGAGAUCAUAUCCAAGUUGAACACCAUGCAGCGCCACGGCGAAGUGUUCAAGAACUUGCAAGUGCUUAUGGGGUAUGCUGCGUAUCGCUAUAUACUUCCUCAAUGGCUUGCUUCUCCUCGCUUCUCACUGCUAGACGGUGCAAGUGGCGAGGAAAUGAAUGCUCUGACCGCC
This is a messenger RNA of Kockovaella imperatae, 2705 nucleotides long. RefSeq names its product fungal-specific transcription factor domain-domain-containing protein. Bases 149 to 2470 code for a protein of 773 amino acids. Gene Ontology annotation, biological process: regulation of DNA-templated transcription; DNA-templated transcription. Gene Ontology annotation, molecular function: DNA binding; zinc ion binding; DNA-binding transcription factor activity, RNA polymerase II-specific. The record is from RefSeq and is a predicted model, not a curated record. The transcript has 16 exons. Lineage: Eukaryota; Fungi; Basidiomycota; Tremellomycetes; Tremellales; Cuniculitremaceae.